Messenger RNA from Pseudogymnoascus verrucosus, 1354 nucleotides. RefSeq lists its product as uncharacterized. Gene Ontology annotation, biological process: protein phosphorylation; regulation of mRNA processing; spliceosomal complex assembly. The coding region runs from base 220 to 1143 and encodes 307 amino acids. The record is from RefSeq and is a predicted model, not a curated record. Gene Ontology annotation, molecular function: protein kinase activity; ATP binding. The transcript has 5 exons. NCBI's taxonomy places the organism in Eukaryota, Fungi, Ascomycota, Leotiomycetes, Thelebolales, Thelebolaceae.
UGCUAGACGACGCCUAUCUGCUCGAGGAAGAGACGUUCUCGUGGUAUUUGGCAGACGAUUUUUACCACGUCCGAAUUGGCGAAGUAUUCCAGUCAAAGUACCAAGUCCUCGGGAAGCUGGGAUUUGGGUCUGUUUCUACAGCUUGGCUUUGCCGCGAUCUAAUAGGCCAUGAAUAUGUCACAUUGAAGGUCUUCGUCAGCGGCCACCGCCAAGCCGAGAAUGAAGAAACGGUUCCACCAUCUGAGAACCAUCAAGACUGACCACCCGGGCGUCACGGGCAUCCGCUCUCUCCGAGUCUCAUUUCAACUUCCAGGGAAACGCGGCCCGCAUGAAUGCCUCAUCCACGACGCACUGGGUCUCACCUUGGGCGAAAUCCGCGAGAUGAGCGACGGGGAAAAGGUCUCCAUAGACCUACAAAGGCCUUUUACCAAGUGCCUGCUAUAUGCUCUAGAUUUCCUGCAUACUGAGGCGCAUGUCGUUCAUACCGAUAUCCAAGAAGGUAAUAUCAUGAUCGCCGUCAAAGAAGACAUCAUCUUCAAGACUUUCGAGCAGGAGGAGAUGGAGGAGCCCAGGUUGCGGAAGGUAGAUGGAGAGCGUAUCAUUUACGCGUCGCGCGCGCUUGAUAUCCCUGACGACGCCUCCCAUAACGUGCUCUGUGAUUUUGGCGACGCGCAGUUCGGAGCUGAGACGUAUGAGGGCGAGGUAAUGCCGUAUCUGUAUCGAGCGCCUGAGAUUGUGCUUGGUAUACCCUGGAAUGAGAAAAUAGAUAUCUGGGCUGUGGGAAUGAUGGUGAGUGUAAUGGUAUGGGACUUAUAUGAGGGGAAACACAUGUUCAAGGAACGGCUACCGAGCAGGAUGGAAUCGGUCCCUGCGCACAUUGCUAGGAUGAUUGCGUUGCUGGGGCCGCCACCGAAGGAGUUGUUAAAGCGAGGGCAAUUCUCAGAUAUGUUUUUUGAUGAGGAUGGAGACUUUACGAGAGACGUCAAAGUGGAAGAAACAUCUUUAGAAGAUGAAGAGGAGAAUCUACAAGGGGAGGAAAAGAGGAAAUUUCUGACUUUUUCGAGUGGGAUGGUGCGGUGGAUGCCGGAGGAGAGAAAGACGGCUAAGGAGCUGAUUGAUGAUCCAUGGCUGAAUAAUUUAUAAGCUAUGAGCAUUCUAUCCGAGAAACGAAGAUGACAAUUAUUGCCUUGGGGUGACAUUACCCUUUUAUCAAUUACAGCUACAAUGGACACUAUCUGCAACGGCCGGCACGUGAACCACUGUUGUGCCUGGCUCGCCUCCCGGAACCGUCGUAUUCACGUGAGCGAUUGUCAUUCCAGGCGCCCCUCCCGGGAUCACUGUAUACAAAUACGGG